Molecule: messenger RNA, 369 nt
Organism: Auanema sp. JU1783
Lineage: Eukaryota; Metazoa; Nematoda; Chromadorea; Rhabditida; Rhabditidae
Source: the annotation of a GenBank genome assembly
AUGUUGUGGAAGCUGUUAACACCGUUAAUUCUCAUCAUUUGCAUUGAUAUUUCCAUUGCUCAUCCUGGAAGAUUUAAACGUAAUGGAUUCACUAACAAUUAUGGUUAUGGUCCAUUUGGUGUAGGACCUUCAAAUGGUGGUUUCGAUAGUUUCGGAUAUUACAGAGACAAAUUCUACAAUAGUGGUCUGCCUCCUCUAUACACUCAUUCAGCAUACCGUAACUACUAUCACGAAAUAUCGUUCCAUAAGAAUAAAUACGGGUUGCCAGCUCCUACUAACUUCGAAAUCGUCCAACAAGAACGAUUUGGACCCUUCUACAAUGGAGUUUGGGGAUAUAAUGAUCAUUCUGCCGAUUGGUUUGGAAAGUAG